CCCAGACCCCGCGACCAUCUGAUGUUCCGAGGUGUCCUUCGUCCCACUCUCCGAGCCCCUGCCCUUUUCCACACUGUACCCAUCAGAGUACCGAGCCUAGCACCUCGCACCAUGUCGUCCACCACCUCCUCCACCGGCGCCGCGGCGCCCUCGCUGCCGUCGACGAUGACGGCGCUCCAGAUUCAGUCGCAGGGCGACCUCUCGGUCCUCGAGACGCGCACGAUCCCCCUCCCGCGGCUCGAGGCCGGCCAGGUGCUCGUGCAGCAGGAGUUCGCAGGCGUCAACUACAUCGACACGUACCAGCGCGGCGGCCUGUACAAACUGAGCAUGCCCUGGGUGCUCGGCAACGAGGCGGCGGGCCGUGUCGUCGCCGUGGCGCCCGACGCCGAGGGCCAGGGCAUCGCCGUCGGCGACGAGGUCGCCAUGUACUGCGCCGGUGGCGGCUUUGCGCAGUACAAUGCCGUGAGCAGGGACAAGGUCGUCAAGCUUCCUGCCGGCGUGAGCACCAAGCUCGCCGCUGCUGCGCUGCUCCAGGGUCUUACUGCAUGGACGCUCGUCAAGGAGUCCUACCCGCUCCAAAAGGGCGACACCGUCCUCGUCCACGCCGCCGCCGGCGGAGUCGGCCUGCUCCUCUGCCAGAUGGCCUCGCACCUGGGCGCCACCGUCAUUGGCACCGUGUCCACCGAGGAAAAGGCGGCGCUGGCGCGCGAGAAUGGCGCGCACCACAUCAUCAACUAUGCCAAGGAGAGCAUCGUCGACAAGGUCCUCGCCCUCACUGGCGGCAACGGCGUCCAGGGCAUCUACGACGGCGUGGGCAAGGACACGUGGGAGGAUGACUUCAAGGUCAUUGCCCGAAAGGGCACGAUCUGCACGUUUGGAAAUGCAUCGGGCGCCGUCGAGCCUUUUGCGCCCCUCAAACUGGCAGCCAAGAACGUCAAAGUGAUCCGGCCCGCGCUGCCCGGCUACAUCCAGACACGCGAGGAGCUCGAGACGUACUCGUCGCACCUCUUUGACCUCAUGGCCAAGGGCGUCGUCAGGGUUAAGAUCCACGACGUCUACCCGCUCUCGGCCGAGGGCAUCCGCAGGAGCCAGGAGGACAUCACGGGCCGCAAGACGACGGGCAAGCUCAUCGUCGAUGUCAGCAAGCUGUAGCGCGGCCAAGUGAGGCGUUGCACUUAAAUUCAUUGGCAAGGAAGGGAAGGGAAUGGAAUGGAAUGUGAUGAUUGAUUCAUGGAAUUCAGAUCGGUGCU
Molecule: messenger RNA, 1250 nt
Organism: Acaromyces ingoldii
Lineage: Eukaryota; Fungi; Basidiomycota; Exobasidiomycetes; Exobasidiales; Cryptobasidiaceae
Product: NAD(P)-binding protein
Exons: 3
Coding region: 112-1152 (346 amino acids)
Biological process (GO): cellular response to oxidative stress
Cellular component (GO): cytoplasm
Molecular function (GO): zinc ion binding; quinone reductase (NADPH) activity
Source: RefSeq, a predicted model, not a curated record